AUGACAAGGAUCAACGAGAUUAAAGAUACUAUCAAAUAUGAUCAUCAAGAUUAUCAAAACAGAGGGUUCAGCGAUGCCCAUGAAAGUACAGUUGGAGACGGGCCUGCUACCCAAGCCAAGAUUUUAUUUCAACAAGCAUUGGAAAAUGAUAUUGAUCAAAAACUUGAUAAAUGUAACGCAGAAACAAUAACAUUUAGAGCAGAUCUCCAAAGAUCAAUGACAAUUGUAAAUAGUGGUGAUCAAAAAUCAAUUAAAAGCAACCCCAUCUUAAUCGUCAAAGUUUACUUUGACAAAAAUGUUAGGACAAAAUGCAAAACCAAAAAAUUUUGUAAU
This is a messenger RNA of Heterostelium album PN500, 333 nucleotides long. RefSeq lists its product as uncharacterized. The transcript is spliced from 5 exons. The record is from RefSeq and is a predicted model, not a curated record. NCBI's taxonomy places the organism in Eukaryota, Evosea, Eumycetozoa, Acytosteliales, Acytosteliaceae. The annotation marks the transcript as partial.